AUGGCCGGAUCUAUUCUGGAGGUAGGGAAUGUAAUUGAAGACACACGCUAUGGCUCCAGUCCCCUGGCUAUGUUAACUGCUACCUGUAAUAAGUUCGGCAGCAUCAGCCCCAUCAGGGACACAGCCACCCCCAGUAAGAACGGCAGCACCUCGCCCAUAAAGAAGCAAUACAUCAUGACCUCCGACCUUCAGGCAGCCAAAAACGGCCGCACCGCAGACUCUGGCCUGGCGGAUUCCUACACUGGCUCCUUCACCACAACUGGAGGAGGCAGCGGCGGCCUCCUCACUCCGACAGGGAGCCCCCCUCCUUCUGCCGGAGGCUACACUUCAGAGUACAAUCCUUUCUCCCACUCGUUCCAAACCUCAGUGUCCCAGGACCCAUCUCUGUUAGUGUCUAAGGCCCACGCCACAGCUGACUGCCUGACCAGUGUGUAUACCUCUUUGGACAUGACACAUCCUUAUGGCUCCUGGUACAAGGCUGGCAUUCCGGGUAUUACCACUGCCCCUGCCAACGCCACUUCCUCCUGGUGGGAUGUCCACCCCAAUUCCAACUGGCUGUCGGCUACACAACCCCAGUCUGAUGGCGGUCUGCAGGGCUCACUGCAGACAGUGCCCCCCCAAGCUUCACUCAGCCCACAGCUGCCCAGCUAUAGUACUGACUUUACCCCCUUAAACCCAGCCCCUUACCCCUCUGUGGGCCUGGGCUCCUCGUCUCACCUCCUGCAGCCUUCACAGCACAUGCUGCCCCAGGAUAUGUACAAGCCCAAGCCUGUGGCCGGUACUGGGCUGAUGGAGAGCCAGAUGGGGCUCAAGCCUGCUAGGGGCUCAGGGGGCUACAGCGGAGGUGGAGCACCCACAAGGUCAUCAUGCGAUUGUCCCAACUGUCAAGAGCUGGAGAGGCUCGGAGCCUCAGCCGCCUCCUUAAGGAAGAAGCCCGUCCACAGUUGCCAUAUACCAGGCUGUGGGAAGGUUUACGGGAAAGCAUCCCACCUGAAAGCCCACCUUCGCUGGCACACUGGGGAAAGACCCUUUGUCUGCAACUGGCUGUUCUGUGGGAAGCGCUUCACACGCUCUGAUGAGCUGGAGCGGCAUGUGCGCACCCACACCCGAGAGAAGAAGUUCACCUGCCUGCUGUGCAACAAGCGCUUCACCCGCAGCGACCACCUCUCCAAACACCAGAAGACCCACGCCGAGUCCGCCCUGCAGGGGAAGACUGCAGAGGGAGAGACAGACCCUCGCACCGAAGACCCUACAGAGAUGAACACUGGUGUCCUUCCCUCCAACCCCACCUCUGACCCUAUCCCGAACGGAGAUGACAAAACCGGAACAAACAAUGGAGUGGACAACAGCAGUGGACUGUUGGAGAUUUAA
Molecule: messenger RNA, 1371 nt
Organism: Knipowitschia caucasica
Lineage: Eukaryota; Metazoa; Chordata; Actinopteri; Gobiiformes; Gobiidae
Source: the annotation of a GenBank genome assembly